Messenger RNA from Ambispora leptoticha, 1671 nucleotides. NCBI's taxonomy places the organism in Eukaryota, Fungi, Glomeromycota, Glomeromycetes, Archaeosporales, Ambisporaceae. The record is from the annotation of a GenBank genome assembly.
AUGCCUGUGAAUAGCAACAUCGUAAAGCCAAUAAACAAUCAAAACCGGUACGUUCCUCAGCCUGGUGGAAGCUUGAUGAAUCGGUCAGGUAUGACGGUAGUAGUAAACCCCCCGCAGCAAGCUAGUCGGCCUGGACCCAUUAAUUCGCCUUAUCCUACAAAUUCAAUGGCUCAACGUACUGUAGGAGGUACUUCUUUGAUGCAACGAACUAACGGAAGGAUAGCGUCAAAUGUCCCAUCAUGGAAUUAUACGCCAGGUUCGGCGUUAACAUCACAGAGUCUGACAACGCGACAACAAACUUUUACGGGAUAUCCGAGUGGAUUGCAUAAUGUUCAUUCUCAGCCCCCGAACGAUAUAUUGGAUAUGUCUGAAUUUCCAGCAUUGGGCAGCUCAAAUACAACAGUCAAUAAUUCAUCAACGAGUGGACUCGGUUCGAGCUAUGCGACAACAGCCGGAACAUCCACCAGUGUAAAUGGACCAAAUGAUGGUCGUUCACUUCAUCAUCAGCAACAACAGACUCAAGAAUUUACGAUUGAUGAUUUUCCAGCAUUACCUGGCGCCACAAGUAACGGUGGUAAUCGAGGUGGGAUAAGAACAACGGUACAACCGCAGAUAAAUUCGAUAUCCGAACAAGACAAAAAGACAUUGAGAGGAUCAACCCCUUAUUCAACUUCAUCAACAUUAGUAGGUGUACCUCCUUACUCUACAACAAAUGGUGGUAUAUCUGCGAACAUGCAUUCAUCCAAUUCUUCGACGAUAAAUCAAUCUCCUUCGACGUCAAGUGUAAGUGUGACUUCAACGUCAGGAGAUUCGUAUGGUCUUAUGGGUCUUCUGAAUGUAAUAAGGAUGACUGACCCAGAUCUGAGUAUGUUGGCUUUAGGAAGUGACCUGGCAACGUUAGGCCUAAAUUUAAAUUCGCCAGAUAGCAGUGCUCUUUACACAACGUUUACUUCUCCUUGGGCAGAUAAUAAUCAGAUAGCUGGUUUAAUUGAACCUGAUUAUCAAUUACCUUCAUGUUAUAAUGUACAACCGCCGCCACCAGCUCAAUCAAAAAUCUCGUCCUUUUCUGAUGAAACGCUUUUUUAUAUCUUUUAUAGUAUGCCAAGAGAUAUAUUACAGGAGGUUGCAGCUCAAGAAUUAUAUAAUCGCAAUUGGCGAUAUCAUCGGGAACAGAAACUUUGGUUAACAAAAGAACCUGGUACAGAACCAGCUAUGAAAUCGCCAACGUUUGAACGAGGAAAUUACAUCAUCUUUGAUCCGAACAAUUGGGAAAAGACCAAAGAGAUUUAUUACAUGUAUGACUCGUUAGAGGAUAGGCCACCAAUGAUGGGCGGACUAAGUGGGAUUGGCGGUGUCGCUGCAUCACAGGCAGGCGUAUCAUCCUUAGCAUCUGGCGGACUAAUUCAACAGCAGCAAGGAAUUACGCAACAAGGUCUGUCAAGUGUGAAUAUGGCUGGUUUAAUGGGUUUAGGAGGUAUGCCUUCAAGUAAUACCGGUGGAUUAUCCGCAGGCACAUUAGCAGGGUUAGGAGCAUCACCUGCUCAUAUGCAAUUACAUCAUCAAUAUCCAUCAGCCUCAAAUGCUGCACAACAUCAUCAAUUAGGCGGUCCAAUACCGGGUCUUGGUCAAAGUGCUCAUUAUGUAGCGCAAGGCGGGUUAAAAGAUUAUUGA